AUGGAACUGCCCUGUGAUGUCACUGUUAUCAUUUGAAUCACAGCAUGUUUCAAAAUUUUAUCUGAGGGGACACAUAAAGAGUUUUGAUCAAUCGCAAGUCAGAACAUCAGCGCACAGAGCAUAAACAAGCAGCUACACGCAUCGCACAGCAAGAACAAUUUCAGCUACAACAUAUUUUAUUUGCAUUUUCACGUUAUCCUCUUUGGACAAUGUCUCAGCAAAUCGAACAUUUCGUGUCUGAAGUACCCUCAUCCACACCCCCAGCACCUCCAAAGCCUUCAUGGGGUGAUCUCAUGGACGCUGAGGACAGUGGGCUGGAGAACGUUGAACCCUCCUGUUUCUAUAAUCCCUGGAGCACGAAAACCACCAGCCAGGUAGAGGAGCAGAAGGUAGAGGAGCAGAAGGAGCAGGUUAAAGAACAGCAGAUGCCUGUUAGAAUCAAGAAGCUCCCUAAGGAACGCCUCAGCAAGAACACCAAGACAGUCAAACUGAUGCUGAGGAAUCUUGACCCCAGUGUGGAUGACAGACGCCUGCAAGAAGAGUUCCUGCGAUUUGGAACUGUCAUCAGUGCAAAGGUCCUGAUGGAGAAUGGCUUCUCCAGAGGCACUGGGACUGUCAGCUAUUCAUCUCCUGAUGAAGCCAGAAAGGCCAUCUUGGAGAUGAACGGCAGGUUGUUGGGCAGCAGGUCGGUGUAUGUGACUCCGUCUCAGAGCAAGAAGGAGCAUGGAGGAAGGCAGAGAGAAAUGAAGGAGAUUAGCCAGCCUACUGAACCCUACCCAAAUCCAUACAACAACAUCCACAGCCACAGCGUGAACUGGGAGAAAAGCAGUAGGACAAGACCACGAGCAGAGCGCAAACCACACUGCAGUCCAUGGAUGCACAGGUACUAUGCUGAUUAUAUUUCCAGGGACUUUUAUUAUUUGAACCAGGUUUUGGUCAAGUGCUGUCUCACAUUUUUAGCUUAAUAACUGGCUUAAUACUGAGUGAUUGAUCAGUAUGUACUCUUAAAGCCCCCAGUGCAAACACCCACAUGCACACACACAAACAUUAGAUACUGACUCUGCUCUCUGUUCUAUAGAGAGUCGAAUUCUUUGUGAAGAAUCUGGACUACAGUGUGGAUGACAGUGUGGAUGUGAUAUAUAAACACACACACACAAAUACACUGUGUAAAGUAACACGUCUCUGCUUUUCUCUUUCAGGUCGCCUCUGUGUCGCACCUACCCACUGGAUGAAUAAAUAUAUAUUACAAUUGCAAAAUGUUGCAUAAACGGUCGGGAUCUUUAUCAUACUAAAUAAAUGUUGGUGUAAAUAACUCACACAGUAACAGCAGUAAAUGUGGUCUCUUUCUUUUUUGUUGCAUUUUUUUCUUGAAGUAGAUAUGAACACCAUGAUCCGUGCUUCUUCUUGAUCUUUGGUUAUAUCUGACUUUGGUUAUGUUAAUCACCAAUUCUUUUCACACCACACCCUGUAACUGUAUGAUAGACAAUCCUCUUGAUAGUAAAGUGUGCUUUUUUUUGCAUAUUUGUUUUAAAAAUCAUGGGGCCCCCAGUGAUCCAGGAUCCCUAAGCAACCACUUACACUGCUUAUAGCAAGAAACCGCCCUGCUUCAUAAUAUUCUGAUAUGACACACCUGACCCAUCUUACAUUAAACCUUUUACACUGACCAUACAUCAAUUACCUGUCACUAAUUAAAUAUUCAAAAUACCCUGCCCAGGGGCAUUUCCAAAACUUUAAUGUAUGAGGAGCUCAGGAUUGUGAAUAUCACGAUUAGCUGAUGUCUAAGAACAACAGUGUGAAUUCAUCAAGACAAUUCAUUGGCUUUCUCCCCUCCCUGUGUUGGU
Molecule: messenger RNA, 1841 nt
Organism: Ictalurus furcatus (blue catfish)
Lineage: Eukaryota; Metazoa; Chordata; Actinopteri; Siluriformes; Ictaluridae
Product: polyadenylate-binding protein 1-A-like
Exons: 6
Coding region: 210-965 (251 amino acids)
Cellular component (GO): cytosol
Molecular function (GO): mRNA binding
Source: RefSeq, a predicted model, not a curated record